AUUAUUAUUCCCCAUAGAAAGAACAAACAUAAAAGAAGAGUUAUUUCAUAAGCUGAGGCACAUUGUGAUCCUGGGAAAUAUUCAGAACAAUGUCUCUGUCAGAACGCACAUACAAACAUGUUAAUACUUCAAGAAGUCCCACCACCGUUAAUGUGGAACAAUACCUUCGAGGAAGAGGGAAAUCCUCUAGGAUGUCACCAACCUAUUCUCCGACCUCCUCUUCCCCCUCCUCCCCUUACUUUGAGAGGGUGAAGCACCAUGACCCUGAAGAUGACCAUGGCCUCUAUCAGAAGAAAUCAGUUCUCGCCAAAGUGAAGGAGAAGGCAAGGAGAUUGCGCACUAGCCUCAGCGGCAAGAGAAGACAGGAGGACGGGAAUCUCACUCCUUCUUGGGGUGUUAGCUUAGAAGACGUGGAGGAGGAAGAAGAAGAUGCUGAAUACCUUGGAGCUCCAAUCUACGAAUCGGAGCUGGCACCUGAGGACUACAAAGAAAAUGCAAGACAACAUCCAAGAGCAAAUCCAGUCAUCUCCGAGAAGCGUGUUUUGCGGAAUGCUAUCAAAUCAGGAAUGGAACAAGAUCGAGACAUGCUGAAUAGUCCUGCUACAUCUUCAACAACACCACAACCUGCAACAACUACUACUCAUGGUGGUUCAAACAUGACAAUGACUGAAAAAAUAGCAGAGAAAUUGACACCAGCUUUUGCUAAAGGGCCAGAUGUAGCUCAUUCCACAUCCUCUAAUGCUGUUUCCAGAACUCCUUCUGCGAAUUUGUCAUCCCAAGCUUCUUCAGGUUCUCCACUGGCUUCAUCAGUUUCCUCGCCAACACAAAAUUCAUCAUCCUCAGUUGUUCUACUUGGUGGAAGGAAUACAGGCUCUGAGGGUGAGCCGAUGAAAGAUUAUUUGAUGAAUAAGUUUGAGUCAAGGAACUAUGAAGAAACUCAUUCUCAGGUGACACCUGAAACAGUAAGUCAUAGGAGAGGUUCUAGUAAUGCAGGUGUGAUGGACAAGGUUAAGGGAGCUGUAAAUUCUCUUCUCCGCUAUGAGGAUUCAUCGCCAACAGACUAUUCAUCGGCAACACAAAAUUUACCAUUCUCAUUACAUAGUGGGAAUAAUGCAAGCCCCUCUGUCAAAAACUAUGUGGUGAAUGAGUCUGAGGCAGGGAAUGAUGAAAAAACUCGGUCUCAGGUUACAUCUGAAACAAUGAGUCGUAGGAAAGGUUCUAUUAUUAAUGAAGGUGUGAUGGAGAAGUUUAAAGGAGCUGUGAAUUCUCUUCUCCGGAACGAGGAACCUUCACAACAGUAUGCAGUCAAAACUCCUGCUACAAGCUCUAUAACCAACAAUCAAGAAGUUGCCCAGGAAGAGAACCGUGGGAGAAUUCUUCAAGCAAAUUAAAAGUCCUCCAAAGAAUCCUUUCUAUGUUUUUGUAUGUGACUAGUUGUAUCCAAUUUAUACAUGUACUUUUGGUCUUUUGUGUAUGUAUCCAAUAAUAAGACUAAAAUAAUUUCGAAUAAGAUAGUGUAAUUAUAUUAUGUUGUAAUCCAUUGUUUAUUGCGAGAUAGGAUAAUGCAAACAUGUCAUUUUUCC
Messenger RNA from Lotus japonicus, 1583 nucleotides. RefSeq lists its product as uncharacterized. The transcript has 4 exons. The coding region runs from base 90 to 1391 and encodes 433 amino acids. The record is from RefSeq and is a predicted model, not a curated record. Gene Ontology annotation, biological process: response to abscisic acid. NCBI's taxonomy places the organism in Eukaryota, Viridiplantae, Streptophyta, Magnoliopsida, Fabales, Fabaceae.